Messenger RNA from Daphnia carinata, 2332 nucleotides. RefSeq names its product sterol O-acyltransferase 1-like. Gene Ontology annotation, cellular component: endoplasmic reticulum membrane. The coding region runs from base 231 to 1967 and encodes 578 amino acids. The record is from RefSeq and is a predicted model, not a curated record. The transcript has 10 exons. Gene Ontology annotation, biological process: cholesterol metabolic process. NCBI's taxonomy places the organism in Eukaryota, Metazoa, Arthropoda, Branchiopoda, Diplostraca, Daphniidae.
UUUGGUUUCUAGCUUAGACGGUCUUGUGGAAUCUGAAUUUCUUUAUCAAGGCUUUGGCUCAAGGUCAGAAGAGUUCACCAUUUGUUAUUUAGCCUUGAAACAUCUUCUAUGCAUCAAUUGUCAAUGUCUUCAAUCUAACUAGUGGUUCAAGAAAGACAGUAGCUCUGUUGCUGGUGCUCUUUAAUUUUUAUUUCACGCGUUGUCUUUGCAAAACAAAAAGACGACGUGCAAUGGAAGCAGCGGACGAAAAUUUCAACGCCUCCUCACAAGAAUGCCUGAGAUUGAGAAAACCCACCACAAUUCCUAGCAGGGAGCAGAUAGAAACUAUUGAGAAGAGAAAAAGGAUGGAUUCCCCAGACAUAACUACACAAGAGGAUGAUGAUAACAGUCUGGAAAAUGCAGCUGUUAUCCAACAGAUUGCUUUAACAAGAGUUAAGCACCAUGCUGAGGUACUCAAGAAAGAGCUGAUUGAACAAAUGGAUAUUCAACUCUCGUCAAUCAUGGAAGAAUAUGUAGCUGGUAUUGAAUCUGUGAGAGUACCACAGAAGUACCGGUCUUUUCUUGGUGAUGACCAGUCAAGAGAAGAAAGAAAAAAAAGGAAACUACCAUGUGGAUCCCUUCCUGAGAAAGAAUUCAUAGCAAGACAUUCUUUGCUUACCGAUCUAUUUGAGAUCAAUCACAUCCAAACUAUAUACCACAUUUUCAUAGCUAUUCUCAUACUCCUUUUUAUGAACACUGUGGUUGAAGAUAUUUUUGACAAAGGCCGCAUUGAUUUAGAGUUUGCACUCAUCCUAUGGGCUUUUGGGGACUUCCAAACUGUUCUCGUAACUUGGGUUGGAAUGAUGUUCUUUAGCUUAAUAGUUGUCUACCCAGCUUUCCACUAUUGGUCACAUAAACGUUUGACUAUCGUUGACAAAUCUAAACGAUUGGCGUGGGAUUACUUCUGGUUUGCCUGUUAUAUUGCCUAUAUGGGUGCUGCUAUCUGGGUCCCGCUCACGGAAAUACUAGCUCAUAAGCUUCCCCCCGCAUCGGCUACUACGCUCUUGAUGGAACAAGUCCGCUUGCUAAUGAAGACGCAUGCCUUCGUCCGUUCAAAUAUGGCGAUAGCGCUUGCUUACGACAACCAACAGUACAGUAAACCCCAGGGGUCGGUUGACAUUAAAGAGGAUAGCAAUCAGGCCCCUUGUCCAGAUUUUUCCAAAUAUCUUUACUUCAUGUUUGCGCCAACGCUCGUUUAUCGAAACCGCUAUCCUAGAACACGUUCAAUUCGUUGGAAAUGGGUUUUCUUCAAUUUUCUGCAAGUAGUCGGUGUUUUAUUCUACCUUUAUUUCAUCUUCGUCCGAUUCUGCGUUCCGGUUUUCCGUCAAAUAGGACAUGAACCAAUGUCGGGGAAAGCCCUGGUAUUGGCCGUUUUUGGGUGCAUGUUACCCGGAACACUGGUCUUGCUCUGCGGAUUUUUUUGUUUGCUUCAUGCGUGGCUCAACGCGUUUGCCGAAAUGCUUCGUUUCGCCGAUCGCAUGUUUUAUCAAGAUUGGUGGAAUUCUUCUUCUUAUGCCACAUACUACCGUACCUGGAACGUCGUUGUCCAUGAUUGGCUCUAUACGUACGUCUAUAAGGACCUUUACGAGGUUUUAGGACGACGUAAUCGAGUUAUUCCCACAUUGGUCGUUUUUCUCAUUUCGUCCAUCGUCCACGAGUACAUCAUCACUUUUACUUUCCACUGUUUUUAUCCGGUUUUACUCCUGAUGUUUGGCGGCUUUGGCAUGCUCUUUUCUUUCGUUACUAACGUUGAUCGGCGCCUGGGUAAUAUAUUCAUGUGGCUUACACUGUUCAUAGGAACUGGCUUGUGUAUGUCACUUUACAGUAUGGAGUGGUAUGCGCGAAUUAACUGUCCGCCGUCUUUCGAGGGAUUUAUGGAAAUUCUAAUUCCACGGUCAUGGACAUGUCUGGCGAAUGGGAACAUCUAAAGUGUAUCGAUUUUCCGGUUUUAUCGUUGCAUUGGUUGUCUUUCUGUGCUCGGGUAUUUUAUAUCAAGAUUACGCCGCCGAAAGUUCCAUUUGCCAAAACUUUCGUCGUUAAACCCUCCGUUUGGAAAUUAGGUUAUUAAUGGCUAGAUUAUUGCGUAAAGUUCUUAGCUUCCACGCAUUUGAUCACAAAACUAAGGUUAGCCUAUUUUUAUGGUUUUCAAUAUCCGUGUUUAUCGUCUGUGUCCACGGCGACUAUUCCUCUCCAAAAUGUCUUGAUCGCCCCAUGGCCAGAAAUUUGAAUGUGCCAAGUGAUCUGUCGUAAACGUAUUUGUUGUCUUCCAGUUUAUCACACUUCUGAUCUUCAU